UUGCGUUUGCGAUUGCGGUACGAGAAAUAAAAGUUUUUCGGUGUUUUAUUUGUAUUAUUACCAAUUAUUAAUCGUUUUUCAUUAUGAUUUGCAUAAAAUUAUGUUUCAAAAGUUGUUUGAGUGGAUAAAAUUUAAGUUAUUAUGUGAGAAUUAGUUGCAUGAAAUCAUCCAAGAAAACCUUAGGUAUCUGUAAAAAUGAUGUCUUCAAUGGCAUCAGGGGGCCCUGGUGAUCCACACACCCAAAUGAACACAUACCGCAGCUAUGUUACUAUGUUAGCAGACCCAGGCGCAAAGGAUGAGAUCAAACUUAAAGCUGCUCAAGAACUUAGUGAAAAUUUUGAGGUAAUAUUGAGCUCUCCUCAAUAUCCUCAGUUCUUGGAUCACUCACUUAAAAUAUUCCUAAAAAUAUUGCAAGAAGGAGAGCCUCAUUUUAUAGCCGAGUACAAUAUUCAGCAAGUACGCAAGUUAAUACUGGAAAUGAUACACAGAUUACCAAUAAGUGAAAUCCUGAGGCCAUAUGUCAAGAGUAUCCUUAUUUUAAUGCUGAAAUUGAUGGAAAUCGAAAAUGAAGAGAAUGUGCUAGUGUGUUUAAAGAUAUUUAUGGAACUGCACAAACAAUAUAGACCGGCAUAUAGCACAGAAGUGGAUAUUCACAAAUUCCUACAAUGGGUCAAAGGUAUUUACUCUGACCUGCCUAAUCAUUUACCAAAAAUUUUUGAGCCUAAACCAACCAUAAGAGUGAAAGACUUGUCAGAAGUCAAUAUUGAGCAGUUGCUGCAAGAAACAUACACCACUACACCUAUUCACACUGAGAAGAAAUUGCUUGAUGGCAGUGUUGUAACCUAUAAUCUUAUUCCAAGAUCAGUAUUAUCAUUAAAAGUCAUUCAAGAGCUACCAAUCAUAGUAGUUUUGAUGUACCAACUUUACAAGCAGAAUGUUCAUCAAGAAGUCAGUAAUUUUAUACCACUGAUCAUGGAGACCAUUACUUUACAACCUGCAGCUACACAUAGACAAUCGGCAUCAUUCAAUAAGGAAGUUUUUGUAGAUUUUAUGGGGGCACAGAUAAAGACAUUGGCAUUUCUAGCAUACAUCAUCAGAAUAUACCAAGACACCAUCGCCAAUCAUGCAAGUCUUAUGGUGAAGGGUAUUAUAGGAUUGCUGACACUUUGCCCGCCCGAAGUUGCACAUUUGCGCAAGGAGCUGGUUAUAGCAACACGCCAUAUUUUGGCAACAGAUUUAAGAUUAAAGUUUGUUCCUUAUAUGGAACGACUAUUUGACGAGGAAGUACUAUUGGGCGGCGGAUGGACGGUACACGAGUCCUUACGACCCUUGGCCUACUCUACCCUAGCGGAUCUGGUGCACCAUGUACGCCAACAUCUACCGCUCAGCGAUCUCGCCAUCGCUGCACAUCUGUUUUCCAAAAACGUCCACGACGAAUCUCUACCGACGAGUAUCCAGACAAUGUCGUGUAAGCUGCUUCUCAACCUCGUGGACUGUAUACGUCAGCGGUCGGAGAGCGAGGGGGCGGCGGCGGGCGCGCAACCACAGGGCAGGCAGCUCUUGAUGCGCAUACUCGAGGUCUUCGUGCUCAAGUUCAAGACCAUAUCCAAGCUGCAGCUGCCGGCUCUUAUGGCUAAAUGCAAUAAACAGAACACGGCCGCACCAAAUGGAGCAAAUGGAUCCCCAAACAAUCCGAGCACUCCGACAACACCCGCGCCUUGCACGUCCACUGCUUCCACAGCUGAGAUCAAAUUGGAGGAGGAAAAACCCAGCACAGAAUUUUUGGAAGGGCUCAAUAAACCUGAAGAGAAGUCUAAAAUCGGUUUCCCGACGUCUCAAGUCGGUAACCUGAAUGUUGGCGACUACAGAACUCUCGUCAAAACUCUCGUGUGCGGAGUUAAGACUAUCACAUGGGGAUGCGCGUCAUGCAAACAAGCGACAACAACAGAAGGCACAACUACCCCCGCCCUCACAGGUCAGAAACAGUUCAGCGCGCACGAGACUCUAGUGUUCAUACGUCUGGUGCGCUGGGGCCUGCAGUCGCUCGACAUAUACACGCUGGCGGGCGCACGCGCGGCCCCGCCCCCCGCGCCGCACGCCCCUCACGCACCGCACCCACCCGCGCAGCCGCUAGUACGCUCGAAGGAGGAGAAGGAAGUUCUUGAACAUUUCAGCGGCGUGUUCUCCAUGAUGAAUCCCCAAACUUUUCAAGAGAUAUUCACCGCUACCAUAUCUCACAUGGUUGAAAGAAUCAAUAAGAAUCCGACUUUACAAAUUAUAGCGAAUACAUUUUUAUCAAAUCCCGCGACAUCGCCUAUAUUCGCCACGGUAUUGGUCGAGUACCUUCUCAAAAGGAUGGAAGAAAUGGGCACUAAUAUAGAGAGAUCAAAUCUCUACCUGAGACUCUUUAAACUUGUUUUUGGUUCCGUUAGUUUGUUCCCAACUGAUAAUGAACAAAUGUUGAGACCUCAUUUGCACAGUAUUGUUAACAAAGCGAUGGAUUACGCUAUGACUGCGAAAGAGCCUUACAAUUACUUCUUGCUACUGAGAGCAUUAUUCCGCUCUAUUGGUGGAGGCAGUCAUGAUCUACUUUACCAAGAAUUUUUACCGCUUCUGCCUAAUUUACUGGAGGGACUAAACAGACUUCAGAGUGGCUUACAUAAGCAGCACAUGAAGGACCUGUUUGUGGAGUUGUGUUUGACAGUUCCCGUGAGGCUCAGUAGUCUCCUCCCUUAUUUACCAAUGCUUAUGGACCCCCUAGUCUCGGCUCUGAACGGCUCCCACACCCUUAUAUCCCAAGGUCUUAGGACACUGGAGCUCUGUGUGGACAAUUUGCAGCCUGAUUUCUUAUACGAGCAUAUUCAGCCUGUCAGAGCAGAUUUAAUGCAAGCCCUAUGGAGGACCUUGCAAAAUAACGAGGUCGCUAGGAUCGCGUUUAGAGUUCUCGGAAAGUUCGGCGGCGGUAAUCGCAAGAUGAUGAUCGAACCGCAGCGACUGGACUAUCGCGAAACAGACGCACCGCCGCCGGCGAUUCAAGCGUACUUCCAAGAUCAGCCGAAACCGAUCGAUUUUGAGGUGGACAAAGUUAUAGAAACUGCUUUUACGGCGUUAAAGUCGAGUACCACAGAUCCGUUCUACAGGCGACAAUGCUGGGAGGUGCUGCGGUGCUACCUAGCGGCGUCCCUCAACUUGGACGACGACAAAUCGACUCUGCAAAAGCUUUUCAAUCACCCGAGUUUCGUGGACGGGCCCAUCCCCGCACAGAACGGUCCGUACUACAAGUGCAGCAACACCAUCGUCAGAAACACGCACCAAACGGCGCUGACGGGCAUGUUCGUCGCCGCCGCUAUCAAGGAGCUGCGACACCACGUUCUGCCGACUAUGGUGUCCCUAGUAAGGCACUACACGUUAGUCGCUAUCGCUCAGCAGGCCGGACCUUUCGCCGGCUCGGGCGGACCGAAGGAGGGUCUCGACGCGCUAGUAAUAGUUGACGCCAUCGCAGUCGUGAUGGGCCACGAGGAGAAGGAGCUGUGCAAACCCGGGCACCUGGCUCUGGUGCUGAUGAUCGAGACUGCCGCUACAGUACUAAACAGCAAGGAGCGAGCUUGCCGGCUGCCGCUAAUGGAGUACCUGGCGGAACGAAUGUCGGCGCUGUGCUACGAGCGCGCGUGGUACGCGAAGCUGGGCGGGUGCAUCGCCGUCAAGUUCAUGUUCGAGAAGAUGGCGCCGGAGUGGGUGUACAAGCACGUGUUCACGUUCCUGAAGGCGGUGCUGUUCGUGAUGAUGGACCUGACGGGGGAGGUGUCGUCGGGGGCGAUAGACAUGGCGACGAUCAACCUGGAGCGGCUGGUACGGGUGUGCGUGGCGGGACCGGGCGGCCAGGCCGGGGAGCCGGAGGGCGAGGUGGCGGCGGCGAAGGCGCGCGCGCUGCACGACGUGCUACAGGAACUGGUGUUGCAAGUCACCAGCCCGCACCUCCUUGUUCGACAACAGGCCAUGAAAUCAUUAGAACUGAUCGCGAACUUGCAAGGGAAGACUAUAACGGAUGUAAUGGAUCCGCACCGCGAUGUCUUGGCUGACAUUAUUCCACCGAAGAAGCACUUGCUACGUCAUCAACCUGCCAACGCCCAAAUGGGUCUCAUGGAUGGAACUACAUUCUGCACUACUUUGAAGCCAAGAUUAUUUACAAUUGAUCUCAAUGUAAAUGAGCACAAGGUGUUCUUCCGUGAGCUGCUUUCAUUAUGUGAAGCUGAAGACGCUAUGCUGGGAAAACUACCGUGCUACAAGGGAGUUAACUUGGUACCUCUACGCGCGUCGGCGUUACGGGCCCUAGCCGCUUGCCACUAUAUACAGGAGAAACAUUGCAGGGAAAAGAUAUUCCAAGUUCUGUACAAAUCUUUGGAGAAAAAUGAUCAAGAAUUACAACAGGCUGGCUUUGAGUGCAUGCAGAAGUUCCUAUCCGGAUUCCAAAUCGAUAUGGAAAUGGUUCAUCCUGUGAUGCGGCCGCUGCUGCUGACUCUGGGAGACCAUCGCAACUUGAGUGUGAACGGCGCUAAACGCCUGUCUUACCUCACACAACUCUUCCCGUCCACUUUCAGUGAAAAACUUUGUGAACAACUGCUUCAGUUGUUAAAGAAACUUCUGGAUUAUUCUAUACAAACUAAUAGAGGAGGCAACUUCCUUCAAAGCGUAUCGAAGAAUAUGGAGAACGAGCAGAAAAUAAUAAUACUGAUCGGCAUCUUCCAUCAAAUACCGGCCGCGUCGCCUCGCUUCAUCGACGUCCUGUGCCGUCUCAUAUUCCACACGGAGAAGACACUGAUGAUCGAAGCCGGCUCGCCAUUCAGGGAGCCGCUUGUUAAAUUCUUACUCAGAUAUCCAAAAGAAACUCUGGAGCUGGUGAUGAGCGACAACAACAUGAAGGAUGCCCAAUGGAGUCGCUUCCUUGUCUAUUUAGUGAAGCAUCCCGAAAGUGGGGGUGCAUUUCGCGAGGCGCUGCGGGGGCCUAAAAGACCCCGCCUGUUGCAACUACUAGCGGCCGACCGCCCAGAGCUGACGUAUCAGGCAGUGCGGUUAGUGUCACUGCUGGUGAAGUUUGACCCCGAAUGGUUAUCAGCGCAGCAUGACUUGGUUGAGCUGCUGCAGCGUAUAUGGUGUAGCGAUCGUUACCAUGAAAUUCACAAGAAAGUGGAAAACGUAGAUUGCACUCACUGGAAAGAACCAAAGCUGAUUGUGAAGAUAUUGCUACAAUAUUUCUGUCAUCACCCAAAUAACAUUGAUCUCCUGUUUCAAUUGUUGCGAGCAUUGUGCGAUCGUUUUAUACCAGACUUUCAGUUCCUUCGCGACUUUCUGGAGAACACUGUGGCUCAAAACUACACAGUCGAGUGGAAGCGGCAAGCGUUCUUCCGUUUCGUGGAGCAUUUCCAGAGCGAUGCGAUGUCGCAGGACCUCAAAGCUAAAGUCCUGCAGAUGAUAUUGAUACCGUGCUUUGCUGUUAGCUUCGAGAAGGGGCAAAAGAUUGUAGGCGGCCCCCCUGCUCCGUACCAAGACAAUCCGGACAAUGUGGUUUCAGUCUUUAUAAAUAACGUAAUAGACCCAGAGAAUCCAUUUGCGUGUUCCGACGCGGUUCGGAUAGCGCUGCUCCAGUUCGCGUGUUUGUUGCUGGAGCAGGCGUCAGCUCAUAUCCACGACGCCAACAACAAGAAGCAGGGCAACAAGCUGCGCCGCCUCAUGACCUUCGCCUGGCCCUGCCUGCUCGCCAAGAACUACGUGGAUCCCGCUACCAGAUACCACGGGCAUCUCCUGCUGAGCCACAUUAUAGCGAAAUUCGCAAUUCACAAACGAAUCGUUUUACAAGUGUUCCACAGCCUGCUAAAGGCGCACGCGGUCGAAGCGCGCUCGGUUGUGCGCGCGGCGCUAGAAAUACUCACGCCAGCGAUGCCGCAGCGUAUGGAGGACGGUAACACCAUGCUCACGCACUGGACCAAGAAGAUCAUAGUCGAAGACGGUCACUCCGUACAACAGCUGUUCCAUAUUUUGCAGCUAGUCGUGCGUCAUUACAAGGUGUACUACCCGGUGCGUCACGCUCUGGUGGGUCACAUGGUGGCGGCGAUGCAGCGGCUGGGCUUCUCUGGCACCGCCUCACUCGAGCACCGCCGCCUGGCAGUCGACCUGGCCGAGGUCGCGCUCAAGUGGGACCUCCAGAGGAUACGGGAUCACACCCCGGAGGAUUCUAUUGUAUCAACGUCACCAAGCGGCGCGAUCAAGCGUAUAUCGUCCGAGGAGAGCGGCAGCGAGUCCCGCAAAGCGCUGAACACGGGCUGGGCCAGCCCCCAGGCGAGCACCGCGCGUCUCGAGCCCGAUGCCGCUAAGCCGCUAGAGAGACAACACGUGGACGUCGUCGUUAACCUGCUGCUGCGGCUCGCUUGCCAGGUGAACGAGGGCACAGUGGGCGCGGCGGCGGCGACGGCGGCGGCGGCGUCGGCUGGCGCGGCGCCGGGUGCGGGCUCGCCGGGCGAGCAGCUGUCACGACGCUGCGUGCUGCUGCUCAAGGCCGCGCUCAAGCCCGACGUGUGGCCGCAUCUGUGCGACCCAAAACUGGCCUGGCUUGACAAGGUGUUCUCGAGUGCGGACAGCUCGGCAGCAGCGUGCGCGAACGCGUGCACGGCGCUCGAGUUAGUCGUGUUCUUGCUGGGCGUGCUGCGGCGAGACCAGGUGUUGGCCGCGCUCAAGCCGCUGCAGCGGGGACUCGCGGCCUGCGUCGCGUCUACUAACGCGAAGAUCGUGCGGCUCACCCACAACUUACUGGCAAAGUUGACGGCGCUCUUCCCCACCGAGCCGACCGGCGCCGCGCAAUCCUCGAAGUACGAGGAGUUGGAAACGUUAUACGCGUGCGUCAGCAAGUACGCGUUUGAGGGUUUAGCGACGUACGAGAAGAGCGCGGCGGGCGGCGGCGCGGGGGGUCUUCUAGGCCCGCUCAUGAUGCUGAAGGCCUGCUGCGCCUCCAGCCCCGGCUACGUUGAUCGUCUGCUGCUGCCGCUCAUGCGUGUCCUGCAGCGCAUGGCCAGGGACCACGUCGCGCCUAACCCUGACGCCACUACGUCGGACUUGUUGAUACUAGCAUUGGACCUCUUAAAAGCAAGAGUCGCGGUGAUGCCGGGCGAAACGAGGAAGACGUUUAUUGGCUCAAUAUUAGUCGGUCUUAUAGAGAAGACGAAUGAUGCAAAGGUGAUGAAAGCGAUAACUCGGAUGGUUGAGGAAUGGGUAAAAUAUAAAGGCGCAGCGCCAGCGGCAGCGCCGUCCUUACGUGAGAAGUCCAUACUGCUCGUGAAACUCAUGCAAUACGUCGAAAAACGAUUCCCUGAUGACUUGGAGUUGAACGCACACUUCCUUGACCUCAUCAACUACGUCUACAGGGACGAACAUUUGAAAAUGACGGAACUAUCGAUGAAGCUAGAACCAGCUUUCCUUGCCGGCUUGAGAUGUCCUCAGCCACAAAUAAGAGCAAAAUUCUUUGAGGUGUACGACCAAAGUGUGCGCAGGCGCAUCUUUGAUCGCCUCUUGUAUAUAAUUUGCUCUCAGAACUGGGAGCAUAUCGGACAACACUUCUGGAUCAAGCAGUGCUUGGAAUUGCUACUUGUGACGUGUGUGUCGAGUACUCAAAUUAGACUAUCAAACACAAAGUAUUUGUUGCCCAACAUAACGUCAGUUAUAAACCUUGCGGAUAGCGAGGAGAGAAAAUCCUUCAUGAUAUUUAGCAGCGUCAAAGAGGAGACCAUUGAGGGGUUCAACGACUCUCUCGACCCCGAGAAAGAAGACGUUCUAGACAUGGAUCUAGAUUCCAGUUCAAACCAGAAAGAUGAUCUAACAAAGAAUGUUCCUAAUCGGCAAAAGUCCCUUAACCAGAUCGUGGCCAAGCAAUCGGAGUUCCUGGAGCUAGCGCGGCGCGUGCGCACCGAACAGUUAGUAGUGGCGGCGGCGCAGUUGGCGCACAUGGACGACGCGCUGGCGCACCACACCUGGCUGCGCCUGUUCCCGAGACUGUGGUCGGCGCUGGACGAGCGGCAGCUGGGGACGGUGAUGAACGAAAUAGUCCCGUUCAUAAUAUCGGGGGUGCACGUGAUACAGAGAGACCAGCCUCUGAGUGCACUCAACACGUUCAUCGAAGCGCUGGCCAGGUGUAACCCACCUGUGGCAAUUAAACCUCCCAUGAUGAAAUAUCUCGGGAAGACUCACAACCUUUGGCACCGCAUGACGCUCAACUUGGAGCAGAUGGCCAUAGACCAAGCAAGCAAUCGCACCAACAGAGAUGCUUUGGAGAUUUACGAUUACGACGCAGAAACUACCACACCCACUGAAAUAUUAGACUCUCUAAGCGAUAUGUAUGAAUUGCUCCAAGAAGAAGAUAUGUGGUCCGGAUUGUGGCAGAAACACGCGCGAUACAGAGAGACGAAUGUUGCGAUCGCUUACGAGCAACAAGGUUUCUUUGAACAGGCUCAGGCUGCGUACGAUAUUGCCAUGGGUAAAUUGAAACAAGAAUACGCGGCUAAUCCAUCGUCCUACACCAUGCAUAAGGAAUGCACACUCUGGACAAACCAUUGGGUCAAGUGUGCGAAAGAACUAAAUCAAUGGGAUUCCCUACUAGAUCUUGGAUUGACUAGAAACGUUAAAGAUCAAUUCCUUAUCCUAGAAAGCUCCUGGAGGAAUCCCAACUGGCCAACGAUGAAAGAUGCUUUAGCAGAAGUUGAAUACAACUGUCCUAAGGAAAUGGCAUGGCUGGUAAACCUGUACCGCGGCUACCUGUGCAUCUGCGCGGGCGGCGAGCAGCAGCUGAGCGGCGUGGAGCGGCACGCGGAGGCGGCGGCGGCGCAGUGUCUCCGCGAGUGGCGCCGCCUCCCGCGGCUCGUGUCGCACGCCCACCUGCCGCUGUUGCGGGCGGCGCAACAGCUGAUGGAGCUGAGCGAGGCGGCGCAGAUACACACCGGCCUGCUACACAGUCGGCCGACGUCGUUGCACGACAUGAAAGCGAUUGUCAAGACGUGGCGAAACCGGCUGCCCGUCGUCGCGGACCCGCUGUCGCACUGGGGCGCCAUCUUCACCUGGCGCCAACACCACUACCAGUUCAUCGCGUCGCACUACGACUCACAGAAUGACCACGCCUCCAACCAUAGCAUGUUGGGAGUGCAUGCUAGCGCGCAGGCCAUUAUCCACUUUGCGAAAAUCGCAAGGAAACACAAUCUCUCCGGCGUCUGUCUGGACUCGCUGCACAGAAUAUACACGAUUCCGAGCGUCCCCAUCGUAGACUGCUUCCAGAAGAUAAGGCAGCAGGUUAAAUGCCACAUCCAGAUGUCGUGGACCGAGGGCAAGGAUGAAUUGCAGGAGGGACUGGACAUGAUAGAGUCCACCAACUUUAAAUACUUCACCAAGGAAAUGACAGCGGAGUUUUAUGCGUUCAAGGGGCUGCUGCUAGCCCAGUUGGGGCGCUCCGAGGACGCCAAUAAGGCGUUCGCAGCUGCCGUCCAGCUGCAUGACACGCUGGUUAAAGCCUGGGCGCUGUGGGGUGAUUAUUUGGAGCAGAUCUUCACGAGAGACCCGCGCCAGAUACAAGUGGGCGUGUCAGCCAUGACGUGCUUCCUGCACGCGUGCCGACACCAGAACGAGUCAAAGUCGAGGAAGUAUUGUGCUAAGGUACUCUGGAUGUUGAGUUUCGACGACGAGAAAAAUAGUCUCGCGGAGGCGCUAGACAAGUACUCAGUGGGGGUGCCGCCUGUGCAGUGGCUGCCGUGGAUCCCGCAGCUGCUGGCCUGCCUCGUGCAGUAUGAUGGCAACGUGAUACUGAACCUGCUCAGUCAUGUCGGGCGGCUGUACCCGCAGGCGGUGUACUUCCCCAUCCGCACGCUCUACCUCACGCUCAAGAUCGAGCAGCGCGAGCGACACAAAACCGCCGAGAACGCCCCAGCGGCUGCUACAGCGGCCACCAAGGCGGGCGAAGGGGCGUCAACAUCUGGGGCGGGGGGUGCGGCGGAGGCGGGGCCCAUCAAGGCCACUCUGCCAAUGUGGCGCUGCUCCAAGAUCAUGCAGCUGCAGCGUGAGAUACACCCAACUGUGCUGUCCUCGCUAGAGGGCAUCGUCGAUCAAAUGGUGUGGUUCCGUGAGAACUGGUACGAGGAGGUGCUGCGGCAGCUGCGGGCGGGGCUGGCCAAGUGCUACGUGGUGGCGUUCCAUCACCGCGCCGCCGCCGCCGCCGCCCCCGUCACGCCCCACACCCUCAACUUCGUCAAGAAAGUCGUCUCCACCUUCGGCAUCGGGAUCGGGAUUAAAAAUAUUUCAAGUUCUGCAUUCUCUUCAGCCGCGUCGGAGAGUCUGGCGCGGCGGGCGCAGGCGACGGUGCAGGAUCCCGUCUUCCAGAAGAUGAAGAGCCAGUUCACCGCAGACUUCGACUUCACCCAACCCAACGCCAUGAAGCUGCAGAACCUCAUACAGAAGCUCAGGAAGUGGGUCAAAAUACUCGAGGCCAAGACCAAGGUGCUGCCCAAGUCCUUCCUGAUAGAGGAGAAGUGCAGGUUCCUGUCGAACUUCAGCUUAAAGACGGCGGAAGUGGAGCUGCCCGGGGAGUUCCUCCUGCCCAAGCACACGCACUACCAUGUGCGGAUAGCGCGCUUCAUGCCGCGAGUCGAGAUCGUACAGAAACACAACACGUCCGCACGACGUCUAUACAUACGGGGACACAACGGCAAGAUAUACCCGUACCUAGUCGUUAACGAUUCCGGUCUGGGUGAUGCCAGGAGAGAGGAACGAGUGUUACAACUGCUGAGAAUGUUAAACCACUACCUCGGCAAACAGAAGGAGACUUCGCGAAGGUUUUUGCAUUUCACCGUGCCGCGAGUCGUGUCCGUCUCCCCUCAGAUGCGCCUCGUCGAGGACAAUCCGAGCUCCAUCUCUCUACUAGAUAUUUAUCGCACUGAAUGUGCAAAUAGGGGUUUGGAGUACGACGCGCCGAUAGCGCGGUACUACGAGCGGCUGGCGGCGGUGCAGGCGCGCGGCUCGCAGGCCUCGCAUCAGGUGCUCAGGGACAUAUUGCGUGAGGUGCAAGCGAGCAUGGUGGGCGUGGGCAUGGUGAAGUCGUGGGCGCAGGGGGCGCUGGAGUCGCCGGCGGAGUACUGGACGUUCCGCAAGCUGGCCACGCUGCAGCUGGCGCUGGCGGGCGCGGCCGAGUACGCGCUGCAUCUCACCCGCCUCGCGCCAGACCAGCUGUACGUGCAUCGCGACUCCGGGCUCCUCAAUGUGGCGUAUUUCAAGUUCGACGUUGACGAUACUACAGGUGAGCUGGACGGCAACCGGCCGGUGCCGUUCCGUCUGACGCCGAACAUCGCGGAGCUGGUGACCAACAUUGGCGUUACCGGGCCCCUCACCGCCUCCAUGAUCGCCGUGGCCCGCUGUCUCGUCACACCCAACUUCAAGAUACAAUCGAUCCUUCGGACGAUACUGCGCGACGAGAUGGUGACUGGGUACCGGAAGCGGAUAGAGGACAAGUCGGGGCUGGCCACCGCCGACACCAAGCCCAUGGAGAUGGACAACGAGACCAUCAUCAACAUGGUCAACAAGGCCGUCACCGUCAUCAUGAACAGGCUCAACUCGCUCGCCCAGUUCGACGGCCCCGACUCCAAGGUGGCCACCCUGGUCACCGCCGCCAACAGCCACGACAACCUCUGCCGCAUGGACCCCGCGUGGCACCCCUGGUUGUAAGCGACCUUAACCUGGUUGUAACUUUGGCUUUAUGGUGGCAACCCUGACUGUACUAUAUAUACUUGGUUAUGACUUAUGAAGACGUAACAACACUGAUGAUAAUAUGGUAAGCCCUGCUAAACGCCGUUACUCUGAUUAUCUUGCCGACUGGUAUCUCUGGAUAUAACGUAGAUAAAAGCAGAGGAAAACAAAUGAAAUCUAAUGAGAUGAAAUGUUGUAACAUGUAAGUUACGCACUUUAUAUUUCUAUUAAUGACACCCACUAACAGAAUAUGUUGGUAUUGUCCUUUGGAAAACAAUUACAGACCAAUCACGUUGUUAUUGUCCGUCGGCAAUUGUUUUAAUGUAUGAAAACGACAGAAGAUGUAUAACGACUACAUCUUAAAGGCAUUAGGAAGGCAUUUAAGAGGGUGGACUGGAGAAAAUUUUCUAUUGCGUAAUCCCAACCGAAUUCGCGUACUAUACUAGAUACUACUUAUAAGAAUAAUAUUAUUGUGUUAUGAUUUGUUUACAUGAGUGCGGUAAAUACACACGAGCCGGGGUUGAAAAUCGAUAUUUUAUUUAUAUCGAGUCAUUAAUUCCUAUAGAAUCACCCGUGAAUUACGUACAUAAUAUUAUCUCGAUUAUCCGAAAUCCGUACUAGCGUAAUCGUUGGUAGAUUCUUGAUGAAGUGUUUAUAUUUUAGUCUAUGGACUAUUGACUGAAUGUGAUUUGUUGUAAGCGUAUUAGACGUACUUUUAGUUUGUAAUUAUGAUAAGUGAACUUUUAGUGUCGAAGGGCGCUAAUAAAAUUUAUGAAUAAUA
Messenger RNA from Aricia agestis (brown argus), 12544 nucleotides. It is a transcript of the gene Nipped-A, whose product is annotated as transcription-associated protein 1. Gene Ontology annotation, molecular function: transcription coregulator activity; protein binding. The transcript has 47 exons. Gene Ontology annotation, biological process: DNA repair; regulation of DNA-templated transcription. Gene Ontology annotation, cellular component: NuA4 histone acetyltransferase complex; nucleus; SAGA complex. The record is from RefSeq and is a predicted model, not a curated record. NCBI's taxonomy places the organism in Eukaryota, Metazoa, Arthropoda, Insecta, Lepidoptera, Lycaenidae. Bases 196 to 11742 code for a protein of 3848 amino acids.